Nymphaea colorata (pocket water lily) is the source of this 2243-nucleotide messenger RNA. Its product is annotated as protein BCCIP homolog. Lineage: Eukaryota; Viridiplantae; Streptophyta; Magnoliopsida; Nymphaeales; Nymphaeaceae. The transcript is spliced from 9 exons. Bases 108 to 1058 code for a protein of 316 amino acids. Gene Ontology annotation, cellular component: nucleus. The record is from RefSeq and is a predicted model, not a curated record.
ACGGUAUCCCUUUCCCUUCCCGCUGCGUCCACUCGGGCGGCCUGGCCGUCUUUCCCCGCCCUUUGUUCAUCUCUGUCGCCCUUCGUAAGAGAGAAAGAGGAGGGGAGAUGCCGCCUAGGCGUCCGGCUCGUCGUUCCGGGAGACCCCGUCUUCCGGCGUUCUCUUCCUUCGCCAGAUUCGUCAAAGUUAGCGCGAAACCCCGCCGGAGACGGAGAUCCCUCACUGAACACCGUCCUAAGAGCUUGAGUGAAAAGUUUGUUCAGUUGAAAAAGAAAGAUGGGCGCGAAUCUUCUGAAAACAGCCUUGACAAUGAUGAAGACAUCAUUUUUGCUGAUUUUGAGUUCUUUGAUCCCAAGCCUAGUGAUUUUCAUGGAGUAAAAAAUUUGUUACGCACUUAUCUGGACUCGAAGCAGUGGGACUUGAGUGAUUUUGUGGAUAUGAUAUUGGGGCAGCCAACUGUAGGUACAGUGGUUAGGAUCGAUGGUGAUGAUGAUGACAACCUAUUUGCUGUUAUUACAGCCCUUAAUAUGGACAGAUAUAAGGAUCAUAAAUGCAUUAUGGAGCUUAAGGAAUUUCUAUUACAAAUCUGUCAUGACAAUGAUCUGCGGACUUGUCUGAGGACAAUGUUACAAGAACGUGCACAAGAUGUAGGUCUUUUGGUUUCUCAGCGUAUGAUAAACCUUCCAAUAGAGCUUUUGCCUCCACUGUAUGAUGCUUUGUUUGAUGAAAUAUCAUGGGCCACAGAAGAUGAGCCAACAGAGGAGUUGCGUAAAUCAUUUUGCUUUAAAUACUAUCUCAUUGUCACAAGAUUCUACAAGAAGAAAACUGGACAGAGCAAUAGGAUGAGGAAUGAUCAGACUGAAGAAUCAGUGAUAUAUGUUAAAAUAGAAGAUGAAAUUUUCCAUAAGCUAUGUUCAUGGUCGUUUACCUUUCCUACUGAGCAGAUUGUUGCUAACGAGUUGAGGAAUUAUAUGUGUUUGGGCCUUGUAAUGAUGGUAGAAUCUGAAAAAAUAUCAGCAUACCGCGAUGAAUUGAAGUCUUUGGUAAAUGGAUCCUAGCUGGUGGUUGGACGAGCUCAGUGCCUACCUACUCACUUUGUUAUUUCUCAUUAAUCUGUUCUUUUCCUUGUUUGUGGCCAAAAAUCUAAGAAAUUUUCCUCCUAGUCCUUUCUUUUUCACUUAAAUUAUUGUUCAUGCUGCGACAUGAUGCGUUGGUGGAGAGAUGAAAAAAAGAUUGGUCAACAAAAAUGUAUGGCAAACGUAUGAAGAGAUGAGACCGCUACUUUGCAUAAUUAAGGGAAUUUUGUUAGCCUUCCCACAAUCUUUCUCUAUAUGUGUCUCUUUGUGUGUGUGUGUGUGUGUGUAUGUAUAUAUGCAGCCACUUUGUUUUACUUGUUUUCUUAAUUUUUCCCUUCCUCUCUCCUCGAACUUGAAAUCCUUUUAAUAGCAUCAUUCAAGCUCUUGUAUACACAUAGAGGGUGUUUGGUAACGAGAACGGUGCAUUCUUUAGAACAGAAUGUUCUAUGAAUGCUUUUCUAAAAAUAGGCGGGUUCGUGGAACACAGUGUUUCAAAGAACACACUGUUCCUGGCACGAAACACCCUCUAGUUUACCUGCCUCUUCUACAACGAAAAUGGUUUGCAUUAUUCUCUCUGUCCAAACCGGGAACCGAUCAUACUCAUAAUAUUUGCUGCCGUAUGCUACAAAGGUGUUCCCUUAGAUGAGAUGAGAUGACAGGAUCUGGAUAUAUUAAUGAAUGUGUUGAAUGUUAGAGCACUGGCAACAAGUUAGAUAAUCGGAGGUUCUUCUUGUUCGCAACGUCUCUGAGCAACAAGCGUUCAAUCCCUUUUUUGGCUCAAAAUUAAACUUAAAAGAAUUUAAGGCGACAUUAGAAUCUUUUUUAAAUGCUGUAUGAGGUUUUGUACAGUAAGCUUGGACUUGGGCUGUUACAGGUAUCCGGCGUGUCGGCGGUUUGCAGAAGGCGAAACAUUGAUAGACCCUCAGGCAAUUUCCAUCCACAAGGUUCUAAAAACUUGAAGGUUGCACUUGAUUAUUGUUCACAUCACUGCGGACCUCAAAUUUACUGUUUUGAGCCAUAUUAACAAGUCACACAACGCACGGUGUUGAUGCUGCUGCUGACAACUUUGAUUCAAUGAAACUGGCUUAUCUCACCAUAUCUGUAUGCAUCUAGCAAUUUAUAUAAAUGCACCAACAAAACGAAAUAACUCCCACUGGUGGCUGUGCA